CAUGCCACUCGCCUGCCACGCCUGACAAUGUCGAUCACCAGCAGGUCCAGAACCGAACCAAGGCCAAGCACCCCCUGACUCCCUGAGACAACUACCCCUUAAAAUCGGGGCAAGACACACCAUAACCAUGAAGCCGCUCUCCCUUUUCGCCUCCGCGCUGGCCCUCGUGUCGUCCGUGUCCGCCCAGUGCGGCGCAGGCUCGCCAGACGCCACCGUAACCGGCAACCCGGGCAACUACCGAACCACCCGGCACGGCCAGACCCUCUACACGGGGGGCGACUACCGGCUCGCAAUCCAGACGGCGCUCGACAACAUCGGCGGCGGCCAGCGCGUCGCGGUCCACGCGUCUGGGAACCUCGGCGCCAACACCAUCAGCAUCAGCAGCGGCAAGAUCUUCGAAGGAUGCGGCACCAUCGAUACGGGCAACCGCAACGGCCGCGGCGCCAUCGAAUCCAUCAACACGCAGAACGUGCAGAUCCCCUACCUCCGCAUGACCGGCAACCCGUACUUCGGCCUGCGCUUCUCCGGCACCUCCGGCCUCUUCCUCGGCGAGAUCACCCUGAACCUGUGGGGCGGGAUGGGCAUCCGCUUCGACCGCGACGGGGCGCAUAACUCCAACGUCCGCAUGAACUCCGUCACGGUGACGGGGGCGAGUAGCCACGCCGUCGAGGUGUGGAACAUCAACGGGUUGAACAUCGGGCAGGUCAUCGCCCGGGACGUCGGCCAGUCGGGACUGCUGAUCCAGAACUCGCAGAACGUCGAGGUUGGGCUUGUGGAUGGUUACAACGUCGCUUCGGGGACCGGAUACGCCACGCUGCGGUUCGCGAACCGGAACGGCCGGAACCCGAACGGAAACUACAACACCAAUGUCUGGGUCAACCAGGUCAUCUCGCGGGGCGGUGGUCGCGGCAUCUUCUGCGUUUCUGAAUCCGGCGGCGCCGUCAUCCAGAAUGUCCAGCUGGAGAACAACGGCAACAACGCUGUCUUGAUUGAGAACUGCUACAACCUUUCCAUUCGGGGUGGUCGCGUCAACGGAGGCGGCGAGGUUCGUGUUGCUGCCCGAAGCGAGUUUGCCAACAACCGAGACCUCUGGAUCACUAUGGAGGUCAACAACAACUCUGUCCGCGAGUCUCCUUGUGGUCAGAACGUUAACUGGAAUAUUUGGGGCAAUGCUCGGAUGAAUGUGUGCUAAGCUCAGAGCUUGGGGCCCAGGGGUCGCCCAUGCUUCCGCUUAUGAUAUCCUUCGCCGGCGGACUUUGUUCACACGGACUAUCUGGUCAAUACGAGGCUCUUCAGCCGUUUAGUUUAUUGCAGAAAUAUUGUGAAUCAAAUCCUGUAC
Molecule: messenger RNA, 1339 nt
Organism: Sodiomyces alkalinus F11
Lineage: Eukaryota; Fungi; Ascomycota; Sordariomycetes; Glomerellales; Plectosphaerellaceae
Product: ricin B lectin:Parallel beta-helix
Exons: 1
Coding region: 128-1192 (354 amino acids)
Source: RefSeq, a predicted model, not a curated record